GCGAAGCAGAGUUUAAGUUCAGUUGGGACUAAGGUUCUGUAUAUAAACACUGUGAUGACUUAAUAGAAGUGUUUGUUAUAGAUUCUUAAUUCACUUUAGGAUAUGAUAUAUGUAAAUAUGUCAUAACAUAAAAAUAUAUGUAAAGGUAAACUUUUAGUAUUUGCACAGUUUAGUGUUUCAAACUAAAAGUGUUUUUGUCAGAAUCAACACCUUUAUGGUUCUUUGACUGGUAGGAUAAAUACUGUGUUUAAUGUUUAGAUUAGAUUUGUAGUUGCAAACAAGUAAUUUAAUUACUUGUACUUACUUACUAACACUAGUAAAUAAUGUCUUUCCUGGUAGUGUUGAAAUACUUCAAAAUUAAAAGGAGGACCAUGAUCAACUCUACACGAUCUUCACAUUUCACACUCUCUGCCUACUUUAACACUGGGCUUGUCCAGUCCUUAUAUUUCAUGAUUGUUGUUUUUUUGUAUGUUUUCAUUGUGGGUGCCAACAUGUUGCUCAUUGUGGUUAUUUGUAUGAACAGAAGUUUACAUGAACCCAUGUACAUGUUUCUGUGCAGCCUCUUUGUGAAUGAGCUGUUUGGCAGCUCUGGGCUGUUUCCUUUCCUUCUGCUUCAGAUUCUCUCUGACGUUCACACUGUUUCUGUUCCCUUUUGUUUAGUGCAGGUUUUCUGUUUGUACACGUAUGGAAGUGUGGAAUUCACUAACUUGGCCAUCAUGUCUUAUGACCGAUACCUGGCUAUCUGUCAUCCUCUACAAUACAACACGUGUAUGACCUCUAGUAAGGUCACCUUGCUCAUAGCUGUUAUCUGGUUGCCUCCUGUUCUAGCGGUUCUUGUUUCAGUAUGUCUGACUGCCUCUUUACAGCUGUGUGGGAGCAUCAUAAAUCAGGUUUAUUGUGAUAACUACUCAAUCAUAAAACUUUCAUGUUCUGACACCACAGUAAAUAACAUCUAUGAACUUGUUGCUGCUUAUGUCACAUUCUGUAUUCCAAGCUCUGUUAUCUUUUACACUUACAUGAGGAUUCUCAACGUGUGUUUUUCUGGAUCCAAACAGACCCGGCAGAAAGCGGUCAGUACCUGCACACCUCAUCUGGCUUCUCUGCUCAACUUCUUUUUUAGUUAUUUUUUUCAUGUAUUACAGAGCAGAUUUAAUAUGAGCAGUGUACCGAAUAUGUUGCGAAUAUUCUUGUCAUUAUAUUUCUUCACAUGCCAGCCGCUCUUCAACCCUGUAAUGUAUGGCCUGAACAUGAGCAAAAUACGCAUCACAAGUAAAAGUCUCUUCAAAUUAUGAAAUGUACAAUAUUU
Molecule: messenger RNA, 1306 nt
Organism: Betta splendens (Siamese fighting fish)
Lineage: Eukaryota; Metazoa; Chordata; Actinopteri; Anabantiformes; Osphronemidae
Product: olfactory receptor 11A1-like
Exons: 1
Coding region: 324-1292 (322 amino acids)
Biological process (GO): G protein-coupled receptor signaling pathway
Cellular component (GO): membrane
Molecular function (GO): G protein-coupled receptor activity; olfactory receptor activity
Source: RefSeq, a predicted model, not a curated record